Lytechinus variegatus (green sea urchin) is the source of this 1279-nucleotide messenger RNA. RefSeq names its product mediator of RNA polymerase II transcription subunit 25-like. The record is from RefSeq and is a predicted model, not a curated record. The transcript is spliced from 8 exons. Gene Ontology annotation, cellular component: mediator complex; transcription regulator complex. The coding region runs from base 315 to 1172 and encodes 285 amino acids. Gene Ontology annotation, biological process: positive regulation of transcription by RNA polymerase II. Lineage: Eukaryota; Metazoa; Echinodermata; Echinoidea; Temnopleuroida; Toxopneustidae.
UUUCCGUAUCGAUUCUCGGCAGCCAGCUGCAAGAAAGAAGGACCCGAAUUUCUAGGAGAAAAGCAAUCAUGAAAUGUGAAAUUUGAUGUAUGUGUUUAUCCCAGAUUGACGAUGGACACUUUUGGAUAACUGCUAUAUCAUUUUAGUAUCAUUCUCAGUUUGCCAGCGGACAAGUUAAUUAAUUUUGCAAAGCAAAUCGUUCCUCCGGAUCCGGUCGGAGCACUGACUGAGUGAAGAGUUCGCCAAGCCGCUACACCCCCGGGCUGAACAACCCAAUCUGUGCUGCUUGCCCGCCUGACUGAGCUAGGUCCAAGAUGGUUAUUCAAGAAGGGAAGUGUACAGACGUUGUUUUCGUUAUUGAAGGGAAUGCUUCUCUUGGUGCUUAUUUUGAUGAACUAAAGGGAAACUACAUUCUUCCCACUUUAGUGCAUUUUAAUGGAGGUCCACUUAUUGACUCAGAUUUUACUGGAGAUUAUGGAAAGACAGUCUUCAGCCUUGUGGUCUUUAACAGUGUUGACUGCUUUCCUGGACCGGCUAUCAGUUGUACAGCACCAACAAGCAAUGCCAAGGAGUUUAUGAGGACACUGGAAAAAAUACUAUUCAUCGGAGGAGGUGGUGAGAGUCACAGUCUGUUAGCCGAGGGUCUAGGGGGCGCCAUGCAGAUAUUUGAUCACAUGAAGAUUAGGAGAGAAGCAGGGACAAAGAUAGAUAGAAUGUGUAUCCUGAUCACAAACUCACCUCCUUUCUCUAUCCCAGCCAUGGAGUGUGGUCAUUAUAGUGGAUACACGGCUGAGCAGCUAGCCGUCCUCAUGGGGGAGCGGAAUGUCAACCUCUCUGUCAUGUCACCAAGGAAGCUGGGUGUCCUGCAGAGGCUCUAUGACAAAUCCUGUGCAGAGCUACAGGUUUUGCCAAACAAGGAUUAUGCCAAAGACGAAAGACACCUCAUACUACUCAAAGGUUUCGAACUCCAAGAGCGUGUGCCUGACAGCAAAGAGAGUAAACAAGUGACUGGGAAUGCAUCGCCAAGACGAACGCUGCCCUCUAGUGGUAUGAAGAAUAGUCCUGGUCAAAGUCCUAACACCAAAUUCAAAGUUCCAACCACACAAUCCAUUGGAAGCCAAGGAGGUGCACAAGGUAAGUACUGUACUUUGUGUUGUUUGAAGCCAUUGUAAUCGCGAGGAUUCAUAUCGAUUAUCAACUUUUCAAAGGGAAUCCAAAUGAAUUUCUUUUGUGGAAAAGAGAAAAUUCAGACAAGCAAGUGGGUGGAAGUUUGAAAAAA